Aedes aegypti (yellow fever mosquito) is the source of this 1033-nucleotide messenger RNA. RefSeq lists its product as uncharacterized. The annotation marks the transcript as partial. The record is from RefSeq and is a predicted model, not a curated record. The transcript is spliced from 3 exons. Lineage: Eukaryota; Metazoa; Arthropoda; Insecta; Diptera; Culicidae.
UGUUCACGAAGAAGAUCCAUCGCAACCCUGUUGGCUUCUGUUGUUGAUCUCAGUAACAUCAGAAACAAACAUGGACGGACUCCGCUGGUCCCGGGUCUUGUUACAAUGGGUGAAAGAUUCCCGCCUCAUUCCAUGCGAGUGCGACAGUAUCGAACAGUGCAGCGUCGAAGAAUUCUAUCAGCAGUUCCGCUCCCGGAUUCACCAAACGGUGGCCCUUCCGGAGGACAGCAUCAUCAGCUUCCUCCGGCAGCAUUUCCCCCACUACGAGCUGUAUCUAACCGAAACCGGUCAGAUCGCCGCUCCCGAUCACUUCUACAUCUUCUCCCUGUUGCUGUUCUUUUCCUGCGUUCGCCAUCCGGAACGGUUCUUCCAGCAGAUUUGCAACGGGUUCGACAAACCGCAGCAAUAUGCCGUGACGGCCUUCCUCAAGUCGAUGUUGGAAAGCGCGCAGAUGCGCCAGGAAAUCGACCGGAUGAUGAUCCGGCGCUCGAUUCAGGACGCCAUGCCACAAACAAUGUUGCCUCCGGAGACGCCUCCCAAUCCCAAUCCGGCGCCUCUUCAGCGGGAAUCCUCCCGGCUGAGUUUGCCUUCGCGGUUUACUUCCUCCACCGUCAGCAGUGGGGACAUCGUGGACGGCAGUCCGCUGCGAUUGGGACGGCAACCGCCAAAAAUUUCGCCUCCCACGCCCAAAACGAUCAUUCUGGACGAACGGACCAAACAGUUGAAGGAGCUGAAGGCUCAACUGGAGGCGGAACGCUACGAGAAGGGGUACCUCGAGGUGCAGCUCAAGCAGCUGCAGGACAAGAACGAGAAGUUUCUGGAAGACAAACGGAAGUACGUGAAGGAGAUCCGAGAGUUGCGGACGGAACUGCAGGCGUGCAAUCGGGAGAACGAGUCGCCGAAUAAGCAGCGUGGGGCGGACCACAAGGUGGCCCGCAUCGAGCGGCUGCUGGCCGAGAAGGAGGAAGCCCUGGAUCGACUGCGGAUCGAGCUGGAAACGGUCGCCGAGAACAACCGGAACUCGACGGAGAUG